AUGGAAAAGAGAUGGCUCUUCUCCAUGUUUUAUUGUGUCACCGUGCCCGCUGUCACAGGCCAUCUUCAAGACAUCAUCACACAGUCAAAAGUGGUCCAUGCUCUACCAGGUACCGACGUGACCCUUGUGUGCAGCUUCCCAAGAUCAGAUCACAUCCACGUAGUGCAGGUGCAUUGGUCAAAGACUGAUGGCAACCAUCCCGUUGCAGUAGCUGUUUAUCACCCGAUUUACGGCGCCCUGUACUUUAAAUCUCAUGAGAUGUCUUCCAACUUUUCGGUGUCCUUCAGCAUCAGGAACUGCUGCAGCAGUGAAGCUCAAGAUGCUUGGUGUUUCUCUAGCCCCCAAACCCUUCUGGAGUGCAACCAGUAUGCUCUGCACCUGAGAAACAUUAGUUUCUCCCURAGCGGGCAGUACGAGUGCAACCUUGCUACUUUUCCCUUGGGGACAAAGACUGACAGCAUCCAGCUUGUUGUGGUGCCAGAAGAGGAGCAGCAUUAUGUGAAGGAAGUACAGUUAAACAAGACUUUAGAAAUUCCAUGCCUUGGGAAUGCAACCUCAGAAGAUCUGUCCAAUUAUCCUUUGAAAUGGCUAGUGGAGGAAAAUGGAAGAAAACAAGAAAUUGUAGCUAAGGAUCCUGCCGCUGCUGAAGUGUACAAGAACAGCAGUGUGUUGCACAGAGAAAGAAUCCACCUGGGUCUGGAUAAUUCCCUAAGGAUUUUCCCCACCAAGCUCUCUGAUGACGGCAAGGUUUUCUCGUGCCAUGUGGUGUACCAUCCAGAGCGAACCCGCAAGAGCAGCACCRCAGUGAGAGUCCUGGCCUACCCUGAAAUCUCUGUCACCCUGCAAGAGGACUCAGCUGGCACCUUGCAAAAACCUAACGUUAGCUGCGUGGUGAGGAAGGCGUUUCCCAAGCCCAGCCUGGUGUGGUACGUGGACAGAGAGAUCCUGACAGACCAGCCUGGAGAAAUAUCUGUUGAACAAGAAGAUUCACAAGAUAGUGAAGGUUUCUAUGAGCUACAGUCAACACUGAUGUUACAUGAGACCCUGAAGGCUCAUAAGAUAUUCUCGUGUGUGUGUCUGUUUUCCUUUCCCGGGAAUGAAACAUGGAAUAUUUCAUCAGAAGAAAUAUUUUUUUCUUUUGACAAUCAGUCUAACGAAGUCUCAACACAAGCUUUUUCCACCGUGGCUUCAGAAGGCCGUGGAAAUUCAGCACUUCCAUCAACCAUCAUGACUACCUCAGAGCAUCAGUCUGUAUCUUUGGCCUCAACAGAUUUCACCAGUCAAGCAACCUUGGCUCUGGCUACCACAACACRAGGCUCGGGCAGGACCGCGAGAGCCCGUCCCUUCCCCUGGCCGACGGCCGUAGCCGCCCUGCUCCUCUGCUGCACUUUCCUCAUGGUUUUGGGGAUCAGGAAAUGGUGCCAAUAUCAAAAAGAGAUUAUGAACAGACCUCCGUCUUUCAAGCCACCGCCGCCACCAGUAAAGUACAUGUCCAUGGUGGAGUCCGACGGGGCUCCCCCAUCCUGCCACGAAAUGGAAAACCUGUGA
Nothoprocta perdicaria is the source of this 1548-nucleotide messenger RNA. It is a transcript of the gene CD96, whose product is annotated as CD96 molecule. Gene Ontology annotation, biological process: cell-matrix adhesion; inflammatory response. The record is from RefSeq and is a predicted model, not a curated record. Bases 1 to 1548 code for a protein of 515 amino acids. Lineage: Eukaryota; Metazoa; Chordata; Aves; Tinamiformes; Tinamidae. The transcript is spliced from 12 exons.